CCUCUGCCGAUGCGGCCGGGCCGGAGCGCUCGGCUCAGCCGCCGGGCCGGGUGCGUGGGGACCGCCCGGGCGGCUCUCCGCAGCGAGCCCCGGCCGUGUCGGCUGCCCAGGCCUCGGGGGUCCUCAUGGCAUGAGCAGCGGCUGCGUUCCUCCCCUGCAGGGUUUUUUUGCUGGUUUGCCCGUUUCUCGGUCUCUGUAUGGGUUUGUUUCCUCUCCCUCCACUCGCGGUUCGGAAGAUGAAAUGCUUCUCCCGGUACCUGCCGUACCUCUUCCGGCCGCCCGGCGCCGUCCUCUCCUCCAGCUGCCACGCGGAAGCUGACAUCAUCUCCACAGUCGAAUUUAACCACACUGGAGAACUACUAGCAACAGGGGACAAGGGGGGCCGUGUUGUAAUAUUUCAACGUGAGCAGGAGAGUAAAAACCAGCCCCAUCGCAGGGGAGAGUACAAUGUCUACAGCACCUUCCAGAGCCAUGAGCCGGAGUUCGAUUACCUGAAGAGUCUGGAGAUAGAGGAGAAGAUCAACAAGAUCCGAUGGCUCCCGCAGCAGAAUGCAGCUUAUUUCCUGCUCUCCACCAAUGAUAAGACUGUGAAGCUAUGGAAAGUCAGCGAGCGGGACAAGAGACCAGAGGGAUACAACCUCAAGGAUGAGGAUGGCCGUCUCCGAGACCCCUCCAUGAUCACCAUGCUACGGGUACCGGUGCUCCGGCCCAUGGAUCUGAUGGUGGAGGCCACCCCCCGGCGGGUGUUUGCCAAUGCACACACCUACCACAUCAAUUCCAUCUCCGUCAACAGCGACUACGAGACCUACAUGUCAGCGGAUGACCUCAGGAUAAACCUGUGGAACUUUGAAAUCACAAAUCAAAGUUUUAACAUCGUGGACAUCAAACCAGCCAACAUGGAGGAGCUGACAGAGGUGAUCACAGCUGCCGAGUUCCACCCGCACCACUGCAACACCUUCGUCUACAGCAGCAGCAAAGGCACCAUCCGGCUGUGUGACAUGCGCACCUCCGCGCUCUGCGACCGCCACGCCAAGUUUUUUGAAGAGCCUGAGGACCCAAGUAACCGGUCAUUCUUUUCUGAGAUCAUCUCUUCAAUCUCCGAUGUCAAGUUCAGUCACAGCGGGAGGUACAUCAUGACCCGGGACUAUCUCACCGUCAAGGUGUGGGACCUCAAUAUGGAGAACCGGCCCAUUGAGACCUAUCAGGUUCAUGACUACCUGCGGAGCAAGCUGUGCUCGCUCUAUGAGAACGACUGCAUCUUUGACAAGUUUGAGUGCGUCUGGAACGGCUCCGACAGCGUCAUCAUGACCGGCUCCUACAACAACUUCUUCCGCAUGUUUGACCGCAACACCAAGCGGGACGUGACGCUGGAGGCCUCGCGGGAGAACAGCAAACCCCGCGCCAUCCUCAAGCCCCGCAAGGUCUGCGUUGGAGGCAAGCGGAGGAAGGACGAGAUCAGUGUGGACAGCCUGGACUUCAGCAAAAAGAUCCUGCACACAGCCUGGCACCCCACCGAGAACAUCAUCGCUGUGGCAGCCACCAAUAACCUGUACAUAUUCCAGGACAAGGUUAACUAGAAGGACAAGUUGCUCUCUAGGAGUCUCAUGUAUGAACACGAGUAAACACAAGAUUUCAAAUG
This is a messenger RNA of Melopsittacus undulatus (budgerigar), 1639 nucleotides long. It is a transcript of the gene PPP2R2B, whose product is annotated as protein phosphatase 2 regulatory subunit Bbeta. Lineage: Eukaryota; Metazoa; Chordata; Aves; Psittaciformes; Psittaculidae. Gene Ontology annotation, cellular component: cytosol; protein phosphatase type 2A complex. The record is from RefSeq and is a predicted model, not a curated record. Gene Ontology annotation, molecular function: protein phosphatase regulator activity; protein binding. The transcript has 9 exons. The coding region runs from base 198 to 1577 and encodes 459 amino acids.